This is a messenger RNA of Dicentrarchus labrax (European seabass), 10635 nucleotides long. It is a transcript of the gene gatad2b, whose product is annotated as GATA zinc finger domain containing 2B. Gene Ontology annotation, molecular function: sequence-specific DNA binding. The record is from RefSeq and is a predicted model, not a curated record. Bases 1211 to 3169 code for a protein of 652 amino acids. The transcript is spliced from 11 exons. Gene Ontology annotation, cellular component: NuRD complex. NCBI's taxonomy places the organism in Eukaryota, Metazoa, Chordata, Actinopteri, Moronidae. Gene Ontology annotation, biological process: negative regulation of transcription by RNA polymerase II.
UCAGUUACAUCACAUUCCUGACUAUAUUUUGGAACUGCGCGUUGCCCUUUUCUACGUGCAUGACGCCGCAGGCUGAAAUCUUCUUUGUCAGAGCAUUUGGACUGACAGCGUACAGACAGACAGUUGCCUACAGAGGGCUGCUUUAAAACGCAGUCGGCUCAGGUCAGUGUAUUUUGCGGCCAAAUGAUUUUCGUUUUGAAAUAAGGAAACCAAAAUUGGGAAACAAGCCCGUUUUUUGUUUUUGAAAAUAAAAAAUAGAAAACAAGGAAACAACCUGUUUUCUGUUUAUUUAUGUUCAAAACAGAAAACGGGUUGUUUUUUCAUUUUAUAUAAAAAUAGAACCCCCCCCAAGAAAAGCCAUUUUCUGUUUUGAAAAUAAAAACAGCUCGUUUGCAAUUUUGCUUUUUCUCAUUUCAAAACAAAAAUCCAUCAGCCGAAGUACACUGACCCUGCAACUUGUCUUUGUCAGAGCAUUAGCAGGGCCGUGCAGGCAGACAGUGGGCUACACAGGGCUGCUUUAAAAUGCACUCGUCUAGAUAAGACUAAUGACGUUUCCUUUUACCAAUCCGCACUGCUGUCACAGCUCUGUUUGCCCUGUCUUAGCUCUUUGUCAUGCACACAUGCGUGCAUAGAACCCAUAUGGAACCCGGUAUAACAACAAAUCCGGUUUCUCCGGUGAGAAUGUAGCGACCUCUCAAUCCCUGACUCCAGUCAGGGAAACCGGCUCACUGUACGUUACCGGUUUCACUGCAGAAAGCUUCCACCGACCCGGUUACUUUAAUCAACGUGAACGAACACAUUGUUUCUUCAGCCCCAUUGGAGUUAACAUGGCUUUCCAUCCAGACACAGACAACAACACUACUACCGACCAAUCAGAUCGCUCUCUCUCUCCGCCGCGGAAAUGAACGACCAAUCAGCUGUCUGAGUGCUCCCAGCGAUAAGCGCCGAAGGACCAAUCAGCGCUCUGUCUGGGUCUGCUCGGGGAGACGAGCAGCCACUCAGCGGCCUGUCUGGGCUUCACGGAGCGAGUGCCCGACCAAUGAGCCGUCUGUCUGGCUGCACCGAGGGGGUGAGCGUCUGCCGAGGCCCAAUCAGCGGCUCAGUGCUGCCUGCCGGUGCCGGGGACUGGUGGUGAGGAGCCGCUGCAACGCGUCAGGACCGGACCGUGAACCCGGAGACGGCACACACCGAGGCGAAAGGAAGACACAGGAUGGAGCGGAUGUCUGAGGAGGCGCUGAGGCUCAACCUGCUGAAGCGAGGCCUGGAGUCAUCCAGCGAGCGAGAGGAGGCACUGGCCAAGCGCCUCAAAAUGGAGGGCCACGAGGCCAUGGAGCGCCUCAAGAUGCUGGCGCUACUGAAACGCAAGGACCUAGCCGACCUGGCAGCCCUGGAGGUGGCAGGGCCACUGGGAGAUGGGAAGGGCCCCGGGGCCAGCACCCUCCACCACCAGAGCCUAAUGGGCGCCGCUUAUGAGGAGAAGCUGAAUGGGAGUCUGAGGCUGGGAGGCCACGGUGGCCACGUUGGACCCAGCAAGAAUGGGAAGGAGAACAUGCUGGAUGAGCCGGUGGAUAUGAGCGCUGGGAGAAGAUGUGAGGCAGACCAUGACAGACGGACUCCGUCUCCAGACGUCAUCAUCCUGUCAGACAAUGAGGCGUCCAGUCCCAGAACGACACCUCGCCCCGAGGAACGCCUGCACCAGGCCAACCUGGACAUGUUCAAGGGGAAGACAGGAGAGGAGAGGCAGCAGAUGAUCAAAGCCCUGAGAGAGGAGCUGCGUCUGGAGGAGGCUCGCCUGGUGCUGCUCAAGAAGCUCCGACAGAGUCAGAUGCAGAAGGAGAACGUGGUGCAGAAGGUCCCAGUGGUCCAGAACGCCUCAUCCUCUGUGCAGCCUCCUCCCAUCCACAGCUCUCCUGGCCUGGGGAAGCUGCCUGUGAGGCCGGGCCUGCACAACCCUGAGCCCCAGAACCUCCGCACUGCACAGGGUCACACAGUCAUCAGGUCAGCAGCCAAUGCCAACCUGCCGCCAAUGCUGAUGUCCCAGCGAGUGAUAGCCCCUAACCCUGCCCAGCUGCAGGGCCAGAGGCUCUCCUCCAAGCCCGGAAUGUCUCGCUCCAGCUCCAGCAGCAUGGCCAAUGCCGUCAGCUACCAACAGGCCAGCCAGCAGGUGGCAGCUUCCCAGCGCUCAGGCUCCAGUGCCAUGUACAUGAACCUGGCCCACAUGCAGGCAGCGGCGGCGGCAGGGGCCCAGGGUGGCCUGGGCGGUGCUUCGGCCGUCAGCCCAUCCACCAUGUCCGGCUCGGCCAGCGGAGGGGUGAGCUCCAUGGCUGACCAGGCCAGCAGCCAGGCAGCGGCCAAGCUGGCCCUGAGGAAGCAGCUGGAGAAAACCCUGCUGGAGAUCCCUCCACCCAAACCCCCUGCCCCGCUCCUUCACUUCCUGCCCUCUGCCGCCAACAGUGAGUUCAUCUACAUGGUGGGCUUGGAGGAGGUGGUGCAGAGCGUGCUCGACAGUCAGGGUAAACUCAGAGGGACGCUGGCUCGCAUGGAGCCUUUCUUCUGCGCCCAGUGCAGAACCGACUUCACCCCACACUGGAAGCAAGAGAAGAGCGGGCGAAUCCUCUGUGAGCAGUGCAUGACGUCCAAUCAGAAGAAAGCUCUGAAGGCGGAGCACACCAACAGGCUGAAGAACGCCUUUGUGAAAGCCCUGCAGCAGGAGCAGGAGAUUGAACAGAGGCUGCAGCAGCAGGCGGCCCUCUCUCCCAGCUCGGCCCCUACAGGCCCCAACGCCUCCAAGACUGACUCCAUGAUCCGACAUCAUGCUCUCCGCCAGGCUCCCCAGCCUCAGGCCUCCCUGCAGCGAGGUCUGUCCAACUCGGCACGAGGCGUCCUGUCCAACUUCGCCCAGGCCUCCCAGCUGUCGGUGGCCAGCAGCCUCAUGGGGAUGACCAGUGCCAAGCACUGUGGCAGCGGCGGAGGCAGCGGCAGUAGCAAUAGACUGCAGCAUGACAGCCGUCGCCAGAUCUACAACCUUCCAGGGUUAAAUAUUGCCUAUCUGAACCCAGCGGCAGUUGGAGCCCACAAGAGCUCCAGCUUAGCAGACCGGCAGAGAGAGUACCUGUUGGACAUGAUCCCACCUCGAUCCAUAUCGCAGUCCAUCACCGGACAGAAAUGAGCCCCGCCUAGCCCUCCUGCCCCUCUGAAGCCACCCCCUCCCUCCCCAUCCUGCCCUCCUACCCCAUACUGAAGCACUCCCAGAUCAACCAACAUCCCCACCCCACCCCACCCCAUCGCAUGCAGUGCCUGUCCGUGUGCCUACCUUAAACCAACCCAUGAAAACCCACCAAGUCGGACAAAGACACUAAACUGUCAGUGCAUCUCAAAUGUUCUUAUUAUAGUAAAAAUCUUCUUCGUCAGCGUUGUUUAACAAUUAUAAUUCCCAUUAUUAUCGCUGUUGGUAGCACUAUUAUUAUACCUGCAACUACCAUUUUUGCUUCAGUUACUAUUACUCAUUAUGCUUUUUUUCUUUUAUAAGUGUUUGGUCCAUUCUUUUUUGUUUCUCUGCUGUCUCCUCCUUUACUUUGGGGAGUGACGGUGAAUCAUUGUAGGGCCACUUUAGGCCACAAUCAUAGGAUUUUUUUCCUCCACUCAAUUAUAAAGCUUAGAUGUGACUAUUGCUAGUAACAGAAGAUCAACAGGGUGCAUUCUGGUUGCUAUGCAACAUAAAGUUUAACGACUUUGAAGCUUUGUAAAAAGUGUUAGCUCGCUAACUUGAAGUAACAAAGUGGAAAAUACUGAUAGGAACAAAACCAGACAAUAUUAGGUUAGUGACUGCUCUGCUUGCUCUUGAAAAGAGGAUGAAGAGCCCAUUCUGGAAAUGGAGAAUGUGGAGGGAGGGGGGGGAGCUGAGCACCCACCUGUAUCAUCUCGUCAAAAGGGCCAGUUCCAAGUUCCGACACCGGCAGCACCCCUAAAUUUUGAGGAGACCCCUCCCCCCCUGCUACCAUCAGAGCUAAUUAACUGGAAAUGACUGACAAAAGGUGCAGACGUGUACAAAAGAGAAUCCUAUGUGAUCAGAGUUUGGAAAAAAACGUUUCCUUUGCUAGUCUGCUCCCACCAUUCCCCCAUCAAAAGGUCAUCGGUUUCUUCAUUUCAGAUGUCAGCCUCUCCUGUUACAGACUUUAACAGUCGCCAGGCGAAUGAACACGGGACAUACUGUAGUUGUACUAAUCAGGACUGACAGACGCAGCAACGUCCCGACUGCACCUUCAGCGGACCGAUAACGGACCCCAACCAGAGGAUGAUGUCCACAGAUUCCCAGUAUUCACAGGGGGGUUGACGGUCUCCUCUCAGAGAGAAGCCAGAUGAUUUUCCCCUCCUGGUUCCAUCUCAUUUCACUACCUGCAACUGACCCCUCCAUGCCCCCCCUACCCUCCUCCUCAAUACCUUUGGUUAACCAGUAUGCACAGACUGAACCCUUUUUACCCAGCAGCUCCUCUUGGCAUCACAUGUUCUUUGAGAAAGUGAAAAGAACUCCGAUCUGAAGGUGGAAGCACAUUUUUUGUGUCCAAACCACAGAUUCUGUACCUAGAAACCUAGAAAUCUGGGUUCCUUCUCUUGUUAUAUUUGGGUUUAUAGAUUGUUUUCUGAUUGUUGCCCCGCUCCCCAACCCACCCCACCCCCCUUCUUCUUUUCUCUCUCUUUUUUUUUUUUUGGUUUGUUUCUUUCUUUGUUUUUUUGCGGCGUCUCCCAAUGAAAUGGUGGCGUACCUGAGAGGUAUUAGCCCCUGGAGACGAUAAUAAUCAACAUAGCUAACAGAAACUAUUGAAAUAUCUGUAUGGAUUAUGUAUAGAUACCUAGCUUCAGAGGAGAAAAAAAAAGGAUGUGGAUUAUAUCUUUUAUGAGAGAGACAUGGAUCAAUCAUUGUGUGCAUGCUCUGCACACAAGUUGCCUCACUCCAGAGGAGCACUUUGCAUAUUUCCAAUUGGGAAAAACAUUUUUUUUUUUUUUUUAAAGAGGAAAAUAAUGUUACAAUUGAGAGUGGCUAAGGUCUGGAUGCUGGCUGAGGGCCGACCAGAGAGUCAGGGGAGAUGUCUCAAGUAUUGUGGAUUGCAUCAAGGUGUGUUUCAAUGGAUGACUAAUGGUUUAAUUUACUUGCCAGUGUUGACCUCUGUAAAUGUUGGACCUCAAGUGUCAAGUUUCCAAAUCUCUGGUGCCCAGUGUGCUGGGGUUAGACCCAGCCUGUGUAUAAGCUGCUGCUGGCCUGAGUACAUGUACCAGCAUCACUAUAGGGUCUCACUGUCUGGAAAACCCCAGCAAUAACUGAAGAACCAUUAGUAAAGUUAUUCUCCUUUUCAGUGCAGAGUCACCAAAGCAACACAACCUCAUAUUUAUAAAGGCUGAACUAAACUAGAGGACCCGAUCCAAAACAAAUCCAUCAUCAGAGCUUAUAGUGUUUGCUUGGAUCCACUCUGGUACCAGCAUCAUCCCACAGUAUAUAAGAUACGAACUCAACUGUGUCAGACCCACACUUACCAAUCCAAAUGAAGGCUUUCCUGUGAUGGAUGAUCUAGUUCUGUUGACCUUCCGAAGGGAGCAGACAUUGUGCAGACAUCAGCAGGAAUAAUGGGAACAAGGGAGACAGGAAGAUAGACCUCUGGGACUAACACAGAAAUACACCUCGACUACAAUCUAAAGAAUCAUCGGAAUGGGUUUUAGUGAGCGCACUGUUGCACAACUCUAACAAGAAGGAAGUGUAAAGGUCAAGUCUAAGUCGUUUUUGGUAGUGGCCGUCGUCAGUCCAUUUUGGCGUAACCGUAACAACACCUCCCUGGGUCCCACAGGAGUGAUGGGCUCUAGGUUUGCAGUAGCCCAGACGUUUCAAGCAGUGUUCAGUCAGUGUGCAGUAUUAUUCGUAGAACAUGUUGGCUCCUCACACGGACACGAGGCUGUGAAGUCAGUCUGGGUUUGAGAUGAGAGAACCAGGCAGUUCACACGGGGCUCCGUGGCGUAGUUAUGAAUCCCAGUGCUUGUCUUGGCAAGUGCUAGGUUUGGUCAGGCACUUAUUAUUAUUAUUAUUAUUAUUAUUAUUAUUAUUAUUAUUAUCCUCAGUUUUCAGUCACAGUUGGUUAGGAUUCUACAAUAAAACUACAUAAGGUUCAGGAAAUGAUCAUGGCUUGGGUAAUAACCCUUUAAAUAAUGUUAAUUAGAUGUUAGAAAGCAUUUCUAGCAGAAAAGACAAUAAUCCUGACAUUGCGUGAAAAGCAGUGGGAUCCAUAAUGACACGGUUCUGAGCUGACCGGCCAACACCUUUCAGUCUGUUCAAACAGUUGACGAAGUGGGGGUUUACAAAGAAGUCUCAAAUCAUCUACUAAAUCUAUAAAGUCUUAUUUGGAAACUUGCAAAUUACAGUGCAAAGACUGUUUUAGUGACUUACUUUAGGAUGGAGCCCAUGGAUCCAGGGUGUCUGCCAGGCAGGUCCCCAUGAGCUGUUAAUGGAGAAGAUCUGGAUUGUAGUGUGGUGAGACAACAUAGCACAGGUUCCUCAUGGACAUGAGACCGACACUGAUGCAUAGGGUUGUGGGUGGUCCAACACACCUUCUGGUAGCCGUAUCGGAGUGUUUCUAACAAAAUGUUUAUCCCUCAGUGUGCAGUUGAUGUGUGAGUGGAACCGUCACUGAUUACUUUGUGUUUGGUUAUUAUGUGCUCAUUGGCUAUCUAACCAUAUGUCUGGUUACAUUACACUAUUUACCUUUUAAUCCUCUGUACAACCUUGUGCAGACAUUUGGUUCCAAAAGGUCAGGUAGCUCGGUUUAUGACCAGAUACCUGGAGACCUAAUGACACUCAUCAGCUUCAGCAAAUGUUAGCAUGCUAACAUGCUAAACUCAGAUAGUGAACAUGAUAAACAUUACGCGUGCUACUUCACUUGCUAACAUUGUCAUUGUGCGCAUGUUAGCAUCCUGACAUUGGCAUUUAGCUCAGUGCACUGCUAGCUAGCGAGGCUGUAGGCUCGUAUUCUGCUGAGUGACGCUAAAAUGUAAGAUAAGCAUGGAAAGCUAAGGAGGCAGUUAAAACCCUUUUGGAAAGUAUCAAUUGUUUAAAAAAAAGAAAUAAAGAUUUAGCGUCCCGCUAGGAUUAAAAUUGGAAAAAGACAGAAAAGCAGUUGGUAUUGGAGCCGGCCCGUCGACGCCUUUAUUGGUGACAGAGCUACGGUGUGAACUGAGGUGGAAGCUGGCAGUUUCUGUUGAAUUAAGCUAGCUAACAAAUCCCCUUCACCUCUCCUCCACUGGUUUUCAUGGCUCAGUGUUAUUCUGGAUGCUAAGCUAACACAUGAUACUGGUAAAAAUCUAAACUCUCAGUUUGAACAAUAUAUUCAUCCUUUUCUGGGUGAUGAAGUGCUCAGUUUCUUUCUAGCUGAAUGGGUUGUGACCAAUGGAAGAAAGGCGUUAUGGGAAAAAUACAUUGUUUAAGCUAAUAGAGCACAGCUAGCUAGCUAGCUUAGGAAGAGGAAGGAUUCAGUUCUCUCCUGAGCAGUGUUGGGUUAGUUACUCAAAAGAAUGUAUUUAUUACUCAUUACUCUUUUCAAAGGUAAUAUUAUUACUUUACUUAUUACUACCUGCCAACAGUAAUUAUUUACUAGUUAUAUUACUUUUCUGCUACUCAAACAAGACAUAAAAUUGGUAAUUGUGUCUUUUCUUCCCAAACUAAUGGAAUAUUUCCAGUUACUGAAUGUUUCAAAACUUUCAAACUAGUUUCCAAAAAUGAAUCCAAGGAUAUGAUUAGACUGUUGGAUUUCAAAUCAAUAGAGGGUGACAAUAAAAGGAAGGUUAUAAAAAAAACCUCUUAUUUAUUAUUUUCUAAAUUAAAUGUUAUUACUGAAAUGUAUUGUACUAAUUAGUUUUGGGGACAGUAAUAUUAUUAGUAGUAAUGUCUGAGUGGCCAACACUGCCCAUGAGCUCCUCUUCAGAAGCAAAGAGCAUUUAGGUCAAAUCACAGUAAUGUAUACUUUGCAAACAAUAUCUGCCGUUUCAAACAGUUCACUCUCACCAUAAUGAUAUUAAAUUGACCCUAAGACACACCCAAACACUGUCUCUCAUUCUGUAGCCUUGACUUCAAUAACCAACAGUCAGUCCUCCAGUGGUCGUCCUUGAUGGAGCUCCACGCGGUUGAGAGAUUGGUGGUUUAAUCGCACAGCCUCUGCACGUCUCCCGUCACUGUUCAUGUGAAUGUGUGUCACUGUCCGUGGGUGCGCAGUGGGUGCGCAGUGGGUUCUCUCCAGCCAGUGUUGUGUUGACGCAAGGAAAAUGUGUUUGAGGAAUCCAGACCUGGCCCGUCACCGCAUCAGAACCAUCAACAGCCCAGUGAAAUGGAAGACUAUGAAACUACCUAGGAUUAGAUUCAGAAAACAUCUUUUCUGUUUAUUAUAUAAAAAAAACACAAAUCAAGUUUCCCUUUGGUGGGAAAGUUCAAAUUGGAUGUAGAGAUAUAUUUUCAUGUGUUUUUAACGUCGGGGGACAUUUUUACUGCCACUCACCAUUUGAUUUUUAGCGAUGUUUUCGUCAUGCAUCUCCUUUUUUGCCGCCAAGCUGAAGUUUAAGAAAGAAAGAAAAAAAAAAAAAAAGCUCCUCUCUCUCUUCGCUCUUUUGCAGAUGCAUCCACACACCUUUGUAUCUGGACGCAGAUUCUUUUCAAAUUUCGAUUUCUAGAUUUCAAAAGUCAUUCUUUUUCUGACGUCUCAACUGAGUUCUGUUUUCUUUCUAUCGCAGUUUAAAAAAAAAAUAAACAAAUGUAUUGACUAUGAAAUAAAUGACACGAUAUUUGCUAGGUUUGAAGUAAUAAUGACUUAUUGUACAUAAGCAUUUUUUCCUCCCUUGUACUGAAAAAAGAAAUUAAAUGGUUGUAUAUUGUGUAGAAAAGCAAACAAAAAGCCAUGAAUAUUGUGAAGCUUGUCAUUUCGUUUUGUGAUCACUGUGUAUUAUUGUGUAACAAAUGUGCAAAAUGUUUGGGAUUCUUUUUUUUUUCCCUCCCCCUCCCUCCUCUGCUUCUUGAAGCGAUCUCCCUGGAUGCAUUUGCUUUGGUUGUGGACUAGUUAGAGUUUGCAGGAAAGUGCUCACUGGUUCAGACAGACAGGGUCUGCAGUCAGCUACACAUCUGAACAUUUCUUUAGUUUUCUCUUGGGGUGAUGAAGCUUGGGAUAACUGAUGGUUUCCUGAACUUGCUCUAGAUAAAAGCACUUUGAAUGUUUGACCUUGUGUGUUGGAUUACAUGGACAGAAUUGAAGGCCCCUCCUGAACUAAUGGUUGGAUCCGGGUUGAGAUUGGCUCUGGCCUCUCAGGACCAGUCUGGUGUUUUUGCAUGUUCGCUACAAAUCACAUCUAUCCCACAUUACUGCUGACCACUUCCUGAAGUCCACAUAUUCAGGCAUUGGCUUUCUAUGAACCACUGGGGCUCGAAUUUGCUGGACUGGACAGUAGGUGCUGCUCACAGCGCUGAAAGACAACAUUUAAAAAGUAACCUCUUUCCAGCGUUGCUGUUCUCAUACAGACUGUUUCUUACAUAGAAAGGAUGCAAGCAAGCAUUCUGCCCAUUCCCUCCCCGUUAUGUCUUCUCCUGUCCUGCAGGUGAAAAGACGUUAUUCUACUGACAGUAACAACUGAGAAAUGUCUCCAAAUGCCAGACCUGCCUUGCUUUGCUGUUGUUUUGUAAAAACCUGCUUUAAUCUUCCUCUCAAUUUAAUUUGUUGACUCUGUCUCCAUCCUUCUGGUGGGUGCAAGAUGAAUCCCUGGACCCGCCACGCUCCUGCGAGAUUUGCGUUGGGUCCUGCGGAAUCCCAAUGCAGCCCUCUAAACCAACCUUUACGUUCCAGUGUCCUAGUGAAAUGAGCGCAGCUUAGGCAAAAACACAGAACUAUCAGAAAUGGACAAUGAGAAACAGUCAGCUGUGUGUUCGCGGUUUGUAGUAAAUGUGUUUAAACACACAAAAUCACUGCAGCCUGAGUUCUAAGAGGGUUCCACCAGGGUUCUCCAGCUGAUUCUGAGGCCUGUUUUCUAAGAAGGUACCUCUGGAUGUAACGCCUACUGUCGUGCAGAAACAGUCCGUUUUAUACAGAGGUUAGUCACUAAAUAGUCCAUCCAUGUAUAAUCUCUCACGAGUGGAAGCCUGGUCCGACCUUUUUGUUUUGUUAAAUGUCCACAGCUGCUGACCCUGAAUCAGUGAUCACUUCUCCUGCCAACAGCAUACAACUUGUACGGUCCUCUACUGUUCGGCUUUAUCUUCUAUUAGUUGUUGUCGCUAAACGCAGGGAAACAUUUGAUUGCAAAAUCAGUUUGAUCAAUUUACCUGCAGAAGCGUUUCUUUUUGCAUAAUGUUUGACAAUGUUGAAGCAAACACCCGGGGAAGCAGAAACAAGACAACGAAAUCGAGACUAAUUGAAGUCCAUUUUGUUUUGCUUACAUCAAUCCUGACCUUUUGCACAUACUUGAUAUUUAACGGUCUUCAAAAAAGUAAAAGAAAAUAAUGCUGUUUGAAUACUGCCAGUUGAUUGACAAUUAUGCAUUGAUUGAAAAAAUAAGCUAAUUUUGGAGGAAAUAACUUUGUAAUAUUUAUCUCUUGCAAGCUAUGUUUAAUAAAGGUUGAAACAA